GGACAAUCCAUGUUGGUGUAUAGAAUAUUUUUCUGUUGUAAGAAGAUAUAUAACAAAGUUCUUCACACCAUCGUUUUCGUCUUGGCUAUCUCGGCCAUCACCAUCGGCAUGAUGUCUGCCAUCCAAGCUCACAACAAUAGUCCAGAACCUAAACACUUCUACAGCCUUCAUUCUUGGAUCGGACUAGCCACGAUGGGACUUUAUGCCCUUCAGUUCAUUGUUGGAUUCGUAUCCUUCUUGGUCUUGCUGUGUUGUGAUGCUACUACGACAAAGUUCCGUCAGCAACUUCUACCAACCCAUAAGACUUUCGGUGUUAUCAUUUUCAGCAUGGCUGUUGCUGCAUGUGUUACAGGCCUAACUCAAUCAGCUAGAUACAGGCUCAGUGGCAAGGACGGCAAACUGAACUAUGCGGAUUUACCUGAACAAGCUAUCGUCAUCAACGUUCUUGGAAUAACCAUGAUAGCGUUAGGGAUUCUGCUGACAUAUUUGACCCACAAUAUCGGAAUCAAACGUUACGCUACUGAGGUUAUUAACGAAACUCAUCUCACUUGAACAAGAGACUUAACACUUAAAGUGGAUAUUUUAUGAGCCAGAAGCAGCAGCUAAAAUUUUUAAUGCAGUAUUCAUUAACUGUCUUGUUUGUACUAAAACCUAAAUGUGAGGCCAAGCCUAUCAUUCGAUUUUUCACUUGUCAUUGAGUUAUACCGGUUUCGAGGAAUUCCACUCUCUAUCAGUAAUCCUAGACAAGGGUAAAUCGAAAGAAUAAGACUAGGCCUCGUUUAGUAGUGGAGUGUACAUUAUAUGUAUGGUGGUUUAAGAUGUAUUUUACCUACAAUAGUUAUUUUCAAAUAUAGGCAAUAGUACAACUUUUAUAUAAUAUACGAUAUAAUAAGACUAGGCCUCGUUUAGUAGUGGAUUGUAUAUGUAUGGUGUUUUAAGAUGUAUUUUACCUACAAUAGUUAUUUUCAAAUAUAGACAAUAGUACAACUUUGAUAUAAUGUACGAUAUAAUAAGACUAGGCCUAGUUUAGUAGUGGAUUGUAUAUGUAUGGUGUUUUAAGAUGUAUUUUACCUACAAUAGUUAUUUUCAAAUAUAGACAAUAGUACAACUUUGAUAUAAUAUACGAUAUAAAGAAAUACAAUUUCAGUAAUAUUUUCUUAAUUGCUAUUUUUUUAAUCUUUAAUUAUUAAAAGAUACAAGUGCUGGUAGAACUGUACUUAACACAUCUAAAAAACAAAUUUUGAACUUAGUUGAAAGGAACUCGUGCAUAUACAUUUAUUGAAUAAUGUAUAUAAAAUACAUAGAAAAAGUGAAGUGUGACUUUUAAAAUACAAUAAUACG
Limulus polyphemus (Atlantic horseshoe crab) is the source of this 1341-nucleotide messenger RNA. RefSeq names its product cytochrome b ascorbate-dependent protein 3-like. The record is from RefSeq and is a predicted model, not a curated record. Gene Ontology annotation, molecular function: oxidoreductase activity. Bases 10 to 552 code for a protein of 180 amino acids. The transcript has 5 exons. NCBI's taxonomy places the organism in Eukaryota, Metazoa, Arthropoda, Merostomata, Xiphosura, Limulidae.